AUGUUAUUCUUCUACUGUAUUGUGUAUAAAAUCAAUUUAGCUGUUUCUGUUAACGCGGCUUACAUUAAGAAAGCCUUAUCACAGGAGCUGGGGUGGAAACAUUUCGGAUGUGUAGCACACACAAUAAAUUUGAUAGUGCAAGAAGCGACUGAAAAAUCUGUACCCGUCAAAUCUGUAAUUAAACGUGUAAAGCUUAUCGUCGCUUAUUUCAAGCGAAGCACUAAAGCCGCUCAAAAACUCGAUGAGUUUCAAAAGCAGAAUGCACAGCCCAAACGACUACUUCAAGAAGUCCCGACGAGGUGGAAUUCCACAUAUUACAUGCUCGAACGGAUAAUAGAAAUUCAAGAUGCCGUCAAGUCAUCCAUUGCCAUUUUGGGUGUUACAAGCUUGCCAAAUAUUACGCCGGAAGACUGGUUACUUUGCAACGAAACUUGUAAAGCCCUGAAAUGUUUCGAAGAAGCAUCAAAUUACCUGAGUGGUGAAAAGUAUUUGACGGCCAGUCAACUAUUAAUAAUAAUAAAAGGCAUAAAGAGAGUUCUCGGCGAUAUUUUAAUCUCGGAUUCUUCAGGUUAUCACUAUCUACCAAUAACUUAUCAUUUUGUUCGAGAUUUGUUAGAUUUGACCCAUAGUCGUUCCGAAAAUAUAGGAAAUAGUAACACGAUUGGGGUAGCAACUUUUUUAGAUCCCCGCUUUAAAUUACAGCCCUUUACAUCUGCAAAGCAAGCAACUUUAAGGGAAAGCAUGAUCAAACUUGUCGCCCAAGAAAUAAAUCGAGAAGGACCAUGCGAAAAUAUUGAAUGGUCGUGUGUGACUAUGGAAAAACAAAAUGCUCCCUUGUUUCCCUAUGAAUUUGAAUGUAUAAAACCAGAAGAACAGGAAUACUUGAACAAGAUGUACACAAAUGAUGACUCUAUCGCCAAAUCAAUGCGUGUUGGACCAAAGGGUUACAUAGUAUAUGAACCUUAUAAGAAAGAUGCUGCCAAUAUCUAUAACAUGCUGCUGAGACCAACAGAUAUUUUUGUCACCAGUUAUCAACGAUCUGGAACUACGUUUACUCAAGAACUUGUUUGGCUGUUGGCAAAUAAUUUAGAUUAUACCACUGCAGCAGCUAUCCCACUUACAAAAAGAUAUUCGUUUUUGGAUCAAUUCUGUCUCAUCGACACAAAUAAAAUAGACGCGAUAGUAAAAUGUAUUGAUUCAUUACUAGACAAACAAGAACUCAGAAAAAUAUGUCAAAUGUUUGCCGAACCUGUUUCUGGAAUGCUUGAGAAGAUGCCGGAGUCAACACCUCGCUUUAUCAAGACUCACGUUCCAAUGUCCUUUUUAAAUCCCAAUUUGCUAGAGACUGCUAAGAUGGUAUACAUUGCACGCGACCCAAGGGAUGUGGCUGUGUCAUGUUAUCAUCACGCUAAACUGUUCAAGUUAUAUGAUCUUCCAGUACCAUUCAAAGAGUUUUGGAAUUUAUUCUACAAACAUUUGUAUAUAUUUUGCCCCAUUUUUGAACAUGUUAAAGAGGCUUGGGAAAAACGGAAUCAUCCUAAUAUGCUAUUUUUGUUUUAUGAGGAAUUUUCUAAGGAUUUGCCCGGAUCGAUACAGCGCGUAGCAACUUUUUUGGGUAAACAGCUGAGUCAAGAAGAGUCUGACCGUCUAUGUAAACAUCUCAGUAUCGAAAACUUUAAAAACAACAAGUCAAUUAAUUACGAAGAAUUGAGAGAGUUAGGAUUGCUCGCACCCGAGGAGAGCUUUGUCAGGAAAGGCAAGUCGGGAGGUUGGCGCGACUAUUUUGAUGAGGAAAUGACGCAGCAGGCAGAACAAUGGAUCGCUGAUAACCUGCGGGAUACGGAUCUGCAUUAUCCACAUUCGAGUAACUAA
Molecule: messenger RNA, 1872 nt
Organism: Arctia plantaginis
Lineage: Eukaryota; Metazoa; Arthropoda; Insecta; Lepidoptera; Erebidae
Source: the annotation of a GenBank genome assembly